Molecule: messenger RNA, 1026 nt
Organism: Cygnus atratus (black swan)
Lineage: Eukaryota; Metazoa; Chordata; Aves; Anseriformes; Anatidae
Gene: SIRT2
Product: sirtuin 2
Exons: 13
Coding region: 130-1026 (298 amino acids)
Molecular function (GO): NAD+ binding; histone deacetylase activity, NAD-dependent
Source: RefSeq, a predicted model, not a curated record
CUGCUGCGGAGCCUCCUGGCGCGGACGCUGGGCCUGGGCUCGGAGCCGGCGGAGCGGGUGCUGGACGAGCUGUCGCUGCCCGGCGUCGCCCGGUUCGUGCGGAGCGGGCGGUGCCGCCGCGUGGUGUGCAUGGUGGGCGCCGGCAUCUCCACGGCCGCCGGGAUCCCCGAUUUCCGCUCGCCCGGCACCGGGCUCUACGCCAACCUGGCGCGCUACGAGCUGCCCUACCCCGAGGCCAUCUUCGACAUCGCCUACUUCAAGGAACACCCGGAGCCUUUCUUCGCCCUGGCCAAGGAGCUGCUUCCAGGGCAGCUCAAGCCCACCGUCUGCCACUACUUCAUGCGCCUGCUGAAGGAGAAGGGGCUGCUGCUGCGCUGCUACACCCAGAACAUCGACACCCUGGAGCGGGUGGCGGGGCUGGAGCCCGAGGAGCUGGUGGAGGCGCACGGCACCUUCUUCACCUCCCACUGCACGCGGGCCUCCUGCCGCCAGCCCUACGGCCUGCACUGGAUGAAGGAGCACAUCCUCUCGUCCCUCGUCCCCAAGUGCGAGAAGUGCCAGAGUGUGGUGAAGCCAGACAUCGUGUUUUUUGGCGAGAGCCUCCCCUCGCGCUUCUUCACGCUGUUGCAGUCGGACUUCCAGAAGGUCGACCUGCUCCUCAUCAUGGGCACCUCGCUGCAGGUCCAGCCCUUCGCCUCCCUCGUCAGCAGGGUCCCCGCCAGCACCCCCCGGGUCCUCAUCAACAAGGAGAAGACGGGGCAGAGCGACCCCUUCAUGUCCCUGAUGGGUUUUGGCUGCGGGAUGGACUUCGACUCGGACAAAGCCUACAGGGACGUGGCCUGGCUGGGGGACUGCGACCAAGGCUGCCUGGAGCUGGCAGAGCUGCUGGGCUGGAAGGAGGAGCUGCAGGAGCUGGUGAGGAAGGAGCACGCCGCCAUCGAUGCCAAGGCCCGGGGGGGCGACAAAAAGGCCCCGGGGGGCAACGGCGAGGAUGGGGGGGGCGGGCAAAAAGGGGUCCCGCCGUAG